Molecule: messenger RNA, 3647 nt
Organism: Arabidopsis thaliana (thale cress)
Lineage: Eukaryota; Viridiplantae; Streptophyta; Magnoliopsida; Brassicales; Brassicaceae
Product: ENTH/VHS family protein
Exons: 14
Coding region: 558-3245 (895 amino acids)
Cellular component (GO): Golgi apparatus; clathrin-coated vesicle; cytoplasm
Source: RefSeq, marked reviewed
GUUUUGGAAUAAAGCAUAUUGUAUCUUCUCAUUUCCAAACUGUAUAUGAGAAUAGAAACUUUAUAAAACUGGUUAGACCAAAGUAAUAAUUAUGUUGUUCUCAAUUAAACAGCUGUGAUUUUUCAAAUCCAAACAUUAUAUUGAUUUGGAGCGCCUUAAUAAUAUUCUCCGUGUUUAGUUGCGCUGUCUUAUUUGUAUUAUUCUUUUUUUUUUUCACUAUUUCAUUUUUAUUUAUUUAUUUUAUCUGUUGAAUUUUCUCUUCUGGCUGCUGUUUUCCUCUCUCUCUCUCUCUAAACUCGAGAAUUUUUGUAGAGAGAGGAGGCAAAGUGCGAAAGCUAAACGCAGAUCCACGAUCAAUCUCCUCCACCUUCAAAAGCCUUCAAAAGUGUUUCUUCUUCGUCUUCUUCCUUUUAUUAUCUGUGCCUUGACAGAUCCACGAUCCGAUUCUGGUCAAAUUUUACAUUUCUGCAGAUAAGCUGCUCAUACUAGUUAUACAACAGACUCCAUAGAAGGUGACAUUUGUUUAAGAUACUCUUGUUCCUGGAACACAUACGAAGAUGAAGAAAGUCUUCGGACAAACUGUUAGAGACCUUAAGAGAGAGGUCAACAAGAAAGUGCUCAAAGUUCCUGGAGUAGAACAGAAGGUUCUAGAUGCUACUAGUAAUGAGCCAUGGGGUCCACAUGGAUCACUUCUUGCUGAUCUUGCGCAAGCUUCCAGAAAUUAUCAUGAAUAUCAGCUGAUCAUGGUGGUCAUAUGGAAACGCCUUAGCGACACCGGAAAAAACUGGCGGCAUGUCUAUAAGGCUUUGACAGUUUUGGAGUACAUGGUAGGCCAUGGAUCAGAACGUGUUAUAGACGAGAUUAGAGAACGUGCAUAUCAAAUUUCGACAUUGUCCGAUUUUCAGUAUAUUGAUUCCGGUGGUAGAGAUCAAGGAAGCAAUGUUAGGAAGAAAUCACAGAGCCUGGUGGCUUUGGUGAAUGACAAGGAAAGAAUAGCUGAAGUCAGACAGAAGGCUGCUGCUAAUAGAGAUAAGUAUCGCAGCUCAGCACCAGGUGGGAUGUAUAAGCCUUCAGGCGGAUAUGGGGAUAAAUAUGAUUACGGAAGCCGGGAUGAAGAGCGAAGUAGUUAUGGAAGAGAAAGAGAAUAUGGUUACAGAGAUGAUGAUAGAAAUAGUCGUGAUGGAGAUCGUCAUUCCAGGGACUCUGAAGACCGGUAUGGGAGAGAUGGUAAUAGGGAUGAUGAUUACAGGGGAAGGAGCAGAAGUGUUGAUAACUAUGGGUCACGAGGUAGGAGUUCGGAAAGAGAGCGGGAGGAUGAUGGCCAUUCUUCAUCACGGGGCAGUGGUGCUCGAGCUGAUGAUAAUUCUCAGGAUGGGAGAGGGGGGCUCCAGAGGAAGUUUUCUGAACAAAAUAUUGGCGCUCCACCCAGUUAUGAAGAAGCUGUCAGUGAUUCACGCAGCCCUGUAUAUAGUGAAAGGGAUGGUGGGGAGACCCCACAAGUUACCGCUCCAGGAGCUGCUUCUCCUCCUCCCCCACAAGUUGCUGCUCCAGAGGCUGCUUCUCCUCCAACUGGAACCAACACAGCCAAUACAACUGCUACUUUUGUUAAUGAAUCACCUUCUCAGAAAGUUGAGACUUUCGAUGAAUUUGAUCCACGCAGUGCGUUUUCAGCUGGCCCUCCAGCAUAUGCAUCUACAGAUGGUGUUACAGCUCCUCCAACUGUGACUUCUAUGUCUGCCCCUACCACCUCAAACAGUGUUGAGAUGGACUUGCUUGGUUCCCUUGCAGACGUAUUUUCAUCAAACGCAUUGGCCAUUGUACCAGCUGAUUCUAUCUAUGUUGAAACCAAUGGACAAGCAAACGCUGGUCCAGCUCCAUCGUUUUCUACAUCUCAGCCAUCAACUCAGUCAUUUGAUGACCCAUUUGGUGACUCUCCUUUCAAGGCCUUCACUUCUACUGACACCGACUCAACCCCACAGCAGAAUUUUGGAGCUUCUUUCCAGCCACCACCUCCAGCCUUCACUUCAGAGGUCUCACAUCCUGAUACUGCUCAUAACUUUGGCUUUGGGGACUCAUUUUCCGCCGUUGCCAAUCCUGAUCCUGCUUCUCAGAAUGUGCAACCUCCAUCGAACUCACCAGGUUUUCCUCAAGAGCAAUUUGCUACAUCUCAGAGUGGUAUUGAUAUCCUCGCUGGCAUUCUCCCACCAUCUGGACCUCCAGUACAAUCGGGUCCCUCAAUACCAACAUCUCAAUUUCCUCCCAGUGGAAACAACAUGUACGAGGGAUUUCAUUCUCAGCCGCCGGUAUCUACAGCUCCAAACCUGCCUGGACAAACUCCAUUUGGACAAGCUGUUCAACCAUAUAACAUGGUUCCUCAUUCUCAAAAUAUGACUGGAGCCAUGCCAUUUAAUAGUGGAGGCUUCAUGCACCAGCCGGGCUCACAAACUCCUUACUCUACCCCAAGUGGACCAGCUGGUCAGUUCAUGGCACACCAAGGUCAUGGAAUGCCGCCAUCCCAUGGUCCACAACGAACUCAAUCCGGACCUGUUACUCUGCAAGGGAACAACAAUGUCAUGGGAGACAUGUUCUCGCAAGCUACGCCCAACUCCUUGACGUCAUCAUCAUCUCAUCCAGAUCUCACACCUUUAACAGGAGCAAUUGAGAUUGUUCCUCCGCCUCAGAAAAAGUUUGAGCCAAAAUCAUCAGUCUGGGCAGACACGUUGAGCAGGGGGCUUGUUAACUUUAACAUAUCUGGAUCUAAAACAAAUCCAUUGGCAGACAUAGGAGUUGACUUCGAGGCGAUCAACAGGAGAGAGAAACGGCUGGAGAAACAAACAAACACACCAGCAACAUCGACUAUCAAUAUGGGUAAAGCCAUGGGAUCAGGCACUGGCUUAGGGCGUUCUGGUGCAACUGCUAUGAGACCUCCACCUAAUCCAAUGACAGGCUCUGGCAUGCCCAUGGGCGGAGGAAUGGGUGUUGGUAGCUACGGAGGUAUGAACCAGAACCAACCCAUGGGUAUGGGUAUGGGGGCCGGAAUGAACCAAAACCAACCGAUGGGUAUGGGAAUGGGACCCGGCAUGAACAUGAACAUGAACAUGGGAGGAUAUGGCCAAGGCUAUCCGAUGCAACCACAAAACCCAGGGAUGGUACCUAGCCCAAACAUGCCUGGCAAUAACUACAAUCCGAUGAUGGGUCAAGGUGGUUACAACCCUCAACAAUCCUAUGGUGGUGGAUACCGGUAAGAUCAAGCCAAACAUGAUGCACUUGACUUCAUUCGUGUAAUCAAGAAUACGCUCGCCUGUGCUUUUUCUUUACUCUGGGAUAUGUAAUAUCAGUCGAUAAAAGUACUCAGGUUACAUUAUUCAUCCAGGCAACACGGCUCCACGAAUUUUCUUCUCUGUUUGUUCUUGCCUUACUCGUCACUCAUCAUUCAUUUUUAUUUUUUUCUGGUUUGGACCAAAUUGAGAGCUUGUUGUGAAAUUUGUACCAGUGUGAGAGUGGCAAACCUUGCUCGGGUCUGCCCUUUUUUUGUUAUAUGCAUAUAAUUUGAUAUAUACACAUUCACUUCUAUUUCUUUAUUUUGAAGAUGUGUAAUACAUUUCUCAUUCACGGAACAAAUAAAAUCUUUACAUUUUUGUAUUCUC